Molecule: messenger RNA, 2128 nt
Organism: Daphnia carinata
Lineage: Eukaryota; Metazoa; Arthropoda; Branchiopoda; Diplostraca; Daphniidae
Product: adiponectin receptor protein-like
Exons: 5
Coding region: 233-1627 (464 amino acids)
Biological process (GO): adiponectin-activated signaling pathway
Cellular component (GO): plasma membrane
Molecular function (GO): signaling receptor activity
Source: RefSeq, a predicted model, not a curated record
CAACAAAGGACUAAAGAAAAGAGUUGAGCCUGUGACGGAUCAACAGCCCAUGAGUUUCGGCAACCUUUUAACGUUCCAAGGUUAUGUAAAUUUUCCAUAACGUAUUGAAACUUCCUAGCUACUUUCGCUGAGCAGAAACUGAAGGCAAACUAAAAUCCACGUCUAGAAAACACUUUCAUGGUCAACAACAAACGGAUAUGAUCUAAGUUUUUAAUGCAAACUGUGUUAAAGGAUGAGUGUGGACAUCGAUACAGAAGUCAUUGUUUCCGUACCAGAUUCCCCUAUCAUCCAGCUUUCCAACACAAAACUGCUGGAAGAUAAAGAUGAUUAUAAUACAUCUGAUGUCCUACUGGAACUCAAGGAAAUUCCAUAUGUUGACUGUGAUAUAAAAAAUGAAGAGCCCCAUGAAACAGAUGUGCUGUUGGAUUCUGAGGGGGCAUGUGCUUUGAAUACAGAAAACACAGCUGAAAUUGUUCGGGAUGAAUCAGAUCUCAACCGCUUGUGCCAUGAAUUGAAGAAGAAACGUGGAUCCACCAUUGAUGUGGUUAACUGUGAUGAUACCACUGAGUCAAGUGAUUCAGGCAGCGUAGAUCAAUUAUCACUUCAGGAGUUACCUGGAGGUCAAUUGACCAUUUCAAAAAAUGCUGAUGCAGAAGAUACUGCUAUUGAAAUUGAGGAAGAUAACGAGCUGUUUGAUUUUCGGGAGAUGGCUGCUGGUGCGAUGCGCCACGCAGAGGAAUUAGUUCGGCGAAUGCUUUUGCACGUCUCGUGGACUAUUUGCCAUUUCCACGCUCUUCCCAAAUGGCUUCAGGAUAAUGACUUUAUAUGGCAGGGAUAUAGACCACCCCUACCUUCAUUCUGGGAUUGCAUCAAAAGCAUCUUUAGCAUUCAUACAGAAACAGGCAAUAUAUGGACCCACAUGCUUGGUUGCAUUGCCUUCCUGGGCGUUGGCGCAUUCUUCCUCAGUUGCUCUGAAGAAGAGAUACGCAACGAGGACAAGCUAGUCUUCACCGCUUUCUUUACGGGGGCCUGCGUUUGCCUCGGUCUUUCCACCUGUUUUCACACGUUCCUCUGUCAUUCAGAGUGGGCUGGUCAACUGUUCAGCAAACUGGACUACGUUGGUAUAGCGCUGUUGAUCAUGGGUUCUUUCGUCCCAUGGUUGUAUUACAGCUUUUACUGCGACUUCUGGCCACGUAUUGUGUAUGUCUGCGUUGAGAUCGUCCUUGGUCUCUCGUCCAUCAUCAUUUCGCUAUGGCCUAGAUUCGGAGAACCAAGAUAUAGAUUCCUUCGAGCAGGAGUAUUUCUGUGCUUCGGAUUGAGUGGAGUUGUUCCGGCUGUUCACUAUUCAGUGCAAGAGGGCUGGCUGAAAGCCCUAAAUCAGGCUUCGCUGGGCUGGCUUAUCUUGAUGGGUCUACUCUACAUCCUGGGCACCAUGUUCUACGCCUUGCGAAUUCCCGAACGCUUUUUCCCGGGAAAAUUUGAUAUUUGGUUCCAAAGCCAUCAAAUCUUUCACGUUUUCGUGGUAGCUGCAGCCUUUGUCCACUAUCAUGGAAUUUCCGAGAUGGCUAUGCAUCGGCUGACUAUAGGAGAAUGUCCUCCACCACCUGUCGGCGAAUUGCGUUUUUAGUUCCCACAAGAAUACAUCAAGCGCGUCAAUACCAACUGUGGAUUAGUGUACAACUAAAGUUUCUUAAAAUGUAGAGUUAUUUUAAGGUUCAACGUUUUCUCGGUUUACGUAGCUCACCAUCGUUCGGAAACUUGUCUCAACUUUUUUACCAUUGCCAUUACUACUUAAAACAGUGAAGAUAUUCGUUAUUUUGAGAUCUGAUUCGAUGGUGUUAGUAUCAUUUAAAAUGGCAAUUCGGCAUGGAUUUUGUACAAACGUUACUCUUUUACGUUAUUUAGAAUUUCCUUCUUUUAGCUACUUCUUGUUUUGCCUAUCGUUGGCUCUAUUUGUGUUAUUUUAGAACACCCAUUAUUGGUUAGCCCAGCACAUAAAAUAUACUCCCCCAUUUGAGCCGGUGUUACCUCGGAAUGGGAAUUCCGACAGCAAAUACCAUAUCUUUUAAGAGAAGCUGAAAAUAUAUAUACUAUCAGAAAUACAUGUGUUGAUUACGUGUCAAACGAA